UGCGUGCCUUGUUGCAUACCGUAUCAACAAUUUUUUUUUUGAAAUUGUCGUGCCAUUCGAAUUUUAUUCAGCUUCUCGGUAUUUCUAAUUAUAGAAAGGAAAAAAUGGACAGCGAAAUUUUAAAUUAUCCAAUCCAUCGAUUCCUCGACUCGUCACUUCUCGGUCAGUUCAUUGGGCCCGAAGGAAGCAACAUCUACAAAAUUGAAAAAUAUAACAAAGUUGCAUUGGAUAUUUGGAAGAAUGACGAAGAAAAUUCAAAUGUUCGUAUUACUGGUCCGUAUUGGAAUCUGAAAUCUGCUCUGAAUGAUGUGCUGGAACUGGUCUCGACUAUCAGAAAUAAAAAUCAACGUUAUAAAUUCGAAAUGCCGUCCAAAGACAUUGGAUUCCUCAUUGGCAAGAACGGCGCCAAAAUCAACGAAAUUAAACUGAGUUCUAAUGUUGAUGUUCAUUUCGAGCGAAACAACGAGAAUAGAGAUAAUGGAGAAACAGAUGGAAGAGUUGUUGUAUCAGUCACAGGAAACUAUCAACAAAUUCUCAUCGGAUUGCGCUUAAUCUACGAUAGAUUAACUUCGAAAGGACAAAAAACUCUAUAUGAAGAUCCUCGCACACGCCAAUUCGCUGAAUCUCUUAUGGAAUCCCUCGAUUAAUUAUUUUUCUGUUUAAUAUUUUCAUUUUUCUUACUUCUCUUGCAAGGGAAAUGCGCUAGCAAAUUAUGUUGGCGCAUUUCCCGAAUACUUGCGCGUUUCAUGUGCGGCCGGCCGAUCAAACACAUUUUCUCUGAUUUUAUUUUUUAUUUUACCAUUUUUUGCCUCAAAUCGCAUUUAAAUUCAAUAAAAACUUUAAAAUAAUAA
Caenorhabditis elegans is the source of this 851-nucleotide messenger RNA. It is a transcript of the gene T10E9.14, whose product is annotated as K Homology domain-containing protein. Lineage: Eukaryota; Metazoa; Nematoda; Chromadorea; Rhabditida; Rhabditidae. The transcript has 3 exons. The record is from RefSeq and is marked reviewed. Gene Ontology annotation, molecular function: nucleic acid binding; RNA binding. The coding region runs from base 105 to 647 and encodes 180 amino acids.